Verruconis gallopava is the source of this 2567-nucleotide messenger RNA. RefSeq lists its product as uncharacterized. The transcript has 3 exons. The record is from RefSeq and is a predicted model, not a curated record. Gene Ontology annotation, biological process: DNA-templated transcription; regulation of DNA-templated transcription. The coding region runs from base 416 to 2485 and encodes 689 amino acids. NCBI's taxonomy places the organism in Eukaryota, Fungi, Ascomycota, Dothideomycetes, Venturiales, Sympoventuriaceae. Gene Ontology annotation, molecular function: DNA-binding transcription factor activity, RNA polymerase II-specific; DNA binding; zinc ion binding.
GUCUCCGUUCUUGAUUUAGUUCUAGAACUAAAGGGCUUAAGUAGAAAGAAGAUCUGCACGUCAUUGCGCGAGAUCGAGGCGAUAUUUCUGUUGCCGCUAGCAACAUCUGAACGAGUACUCGUCCAGUGUAGGAACUCCCUACAAAGUACAGAGAAAAUGUCUGCCGUGGAAGACAGUGUUCGGUUAUUUGCCGGAGCUAACACCAAGCGAUGCUAGCGCUGACUGGAUUUGGUUAGACGCAUCUUCGGUUAUAACCCCAUAUUCACAACGCUGGUUUAACCGUGCGAACGAAGGAGAGGACAAUAGCCGAGAACUGCGUCUCGUGUCUAUUGCAACCCCACAAGGUGGCUGGACUUUACUCCCGCCCUGAAGGUCCUGCAACCGGAUCUUGCAAAGUAAACGUGGGAAUGUGAACAUGAAGGAGCCAAGGCAGCCCAGAAAGCGUGCUCGGCAAGCGUGCCUGUCGUGCAAUCAGCGCCGGGUCAAGUGCGAUGUAACCGAACGAAUGCCAUGUCGACAUUGUGAAGCAGCCGAUGUGCCAUGCGAGAUACGAGAGUCUCGUCGUGGGAAACACCCACGCCCUUCACGACGUUCAGUUGCUGGAAGCAGCAUAGGUCAUGACGGCCAGCUUGUUCCGCUGCAGACGACUGGAGCAGUUCAUACAGCCGACCAAGUCGAGGCGUCUCAGGCGUUGGCAAGUUUAUCACGUCCAGGACAGCAGUUCGAAUGGAGCAACAACAAAGCAAUUACAGAAGCUGAACUGGCUUCACGUGAUGAACAGAGAAAUGAGGACGAUGGUGCCGUCUUCCUGGGUGAAUCAACCUCGAUAAGAUAUGUACCCGAAGAAACAGAGGCAUCGCCUAUGAAUGGAUCAUUGCCAGAGAGCACUCGACUGCGGCACUCUGUACCAAAUGCUGUCAAGGCGGAGAGCCUCAUUCCUCAAUGGGAAGCUGAACGCCGGAAAGCUCGUAUCAACUAUCUGAGGUCCGAGGGUGCAUUCACAGUACCAGCGAAGCCUGUCCUUGAAGCCCUCCUCGGCGCAUACUUUCGAUGGUUUCACCCUUGUUUCCCAAUCGUCGACGAGAAGGACGUCUGGAUGCAGCAACAACAAGGCACGUUGUCGCCUCUCCUUCUUCAAGCCAUGCUAUUCAUCGGAGUCAUUCACUGCGAUGAGGACCACCUCAAAGAACUGGGCCUGGGAGUGAGACAUCGAGCCAAGUACAUUUACUAUAACAGAGCCAAGGAUAUUUACGACGCCGAUCAUGAGCAGAAGAAGCUUACUGUCAUUCAAGCACUGUUUCUGCUCAGCUUUUGGCGAGCGGGUGCCCUCCUGGAAAAGGAUGCACGACACUGGCUAGGUGCUGCUAUCAGCCUUGCACAGACAAAGGCGCUGCACCGCUCAUCUCACGGCGCCAACGGAAAGUCGGAGAAGUUGCGAAAGCGUGUUUGGUGGUCGAUAUACAUUCGCGAACGACAGUGUGCUGCGGCUCUUGGUUUACCACACCGCAUUAGGGAUGAGGACUGCGACAUAGAGCCUCUAGACCGGAUUGACUUUGAUAAUGCGUUUAGUUCCGAGACAUUCCCGGGAGAAUCUGAGGAAUGGAUAUCGUUCGUGAUAGGCAUGUGUGGUCUCGCUCGAAUUUUGGGUCGGGUUGUACAUUCAGGUUACCUUCCUCGUCAACACCUCAACCCGGUCCUUAUUUCGCAACUGAAAGACGAGCUUAUACGCUGGAAGCAAGCGCUUCCUAUGAAGAUGCAGCUGGACAAUGACUUCGGCAACAGACCAGGAUUUCACGCGAAUAUGCUUCACCUCGCGUACAACAAUAUUCUUAUCCUUCUGUAUCGUUCAGCUUAUAUCGAAGAUGAUAAAGGAAACGGGGAAGUUGAUGGUGCCGUAGCAUUGCAAGCGGCCGCUCGUAACUCGAGGAUCAUUGAAGACAUGCUAUCUGACGGGAAACUUCGUCAUCUUCAAAUUCAUUGCAUCACAAAUCUCUUCAACACAUUGUGUAUUCAUGCGUUAAAUCUACGACGAUCUGAAGGAACAGCGCGAGCCAUAGCAGAACAUCGUGCGAAAUUAUGUCUCAUGGGCCUUCAAGAGCUCCAGAAGACGUGGGAGGUCACAAACUGGGUCUUGCAACUCUUCUUUCAAUACCUCGAUCGCUCUACUGCUGCUCGACUACAAAUAUCAGACGAGAAUCUACAAGCCUUAAGUCCUGAGAGAAGCAAAACAAACGAACAAUUUCGGCAAGUUUUACAGUCGAAGACUACCACACCCUUAGACUUGAACGGAAUGACGUAUGGUUACGAUGGACCUCCCCCCGUUACAACAGAUACGCCGUGGUCUUGGAGCACAGAAGAAGCUAAUCAAUUCCUCUUGUCUCAAAUAGAGAGUGAAUCGGGUGCAAAUUUCGGCGAGGGAUUUGGUGGGAUGUGGAGUGGUGACGAAGGAUUCAGCGCUUAUCUUCCACAAUUCGAGUUAGGUUGAAAUAUGCUAAACAACAAAAUAAAUUAAUGGUGCCAUGUUUUGAGGAAUCCCACUUUGUCAAUAUUCAGUGCGGACUUUCCCA